CCCGGAAGCCCCCCAUUUUACAAACCAUGAGAGGAGGAGGUCCGCUAGCUAGGCAGCCCAGCCAAUCGCAAAGCAUGAUGGAACGAUGAAAGAGAUGCAGUUACAAUGAUGCGACUAGCAGCAUUCGUCGCAGUAGCGCUCGCAGCGGAGGAGCUUCCGCGCUACGCGACCACUAAAAGCCCAAACCAGCCACCCAGCAUAAGCUACUCCGGGCCGAAGGUAGCGGUGGACGAGGGCGAACGCUUUGACCUGAAUAUUGAUGUAAGCGACGCCGACGUCGACGAGGACUACGCGGGGCAGCUCGACGUCGUUUGUGCGGGCGGCCGCCUCGACGUCUCAAGCAAAGCGGGCCUCCGUUUCAGGGACGCCGCCGACGGCGUCGCGUUCCGCGGGCCCCAGGCCUUCGUGCGGAAGGCGCUCCAGCCAUUAGUCUACACGGCGCCUUCGAAAGGGCGGGGCGGAGAUGCAACAAUACGAUGCACGGUCGACGACCUCGGGUACUCCGGCGUGGGCGGGCCGCGCAACGCCACGGUCGCUAUUCCAAUCACCAUAAAAAACGUGAACGACGCACCCAUCAUCAACGCGCCGGCGAUGCUCGAGGUCCGCGGCGAGGAGCCUUUACCAAUCUCCAUGGUGGAUCCGGACAGCGACGUGCUUUCCUUGACCCUCCGGGCGUCGCACGGCGCGCUGCGGUGGGCGGGCGGCGACGCGGCUUCGGUGCUGGAGGCGUCGGGGUCCUCUGAUAGGCUCGCCGAGAGGCUCCUCAGUUUAACGUACGUGCCGCCCCCGGGAUACGACGGCCUCGCGACCGUCAGUGUAACAGCAGACGACCGCGAGGCCCAGACGAGCAUGACGAUCGCGCUGCGCGUGCGAAGAGACGACGCCAAGCCGGUCCUCAGUUUACAAGCUAUCAAAGCGAGAAGGGGCGAGCCCACAAAAGUGCUGCGCGCCACGGUCGAGGGCGACGCGGACGCGGUCCUGCAAGUUAAAGUUGUGGCCGAUAAUGGCGCAUUGACGCUGCCGGAGGCGCCGCCCGGGGCCUACGUGCGCACCCGCAGUGGCACAGAGGUCGCGUUCGACGCGGGGCCGGGAGCCGUCGCCAGCACGCUCGCCGCGACGACGUACGACGGCGACGCGGGUGUGAUCCGCGUGAGCAUUGACGGGGAUGAAACGUCGGUCAAUAUAGAAAUUGAGGAGAAGGAGGAGGCCGUCACGCUCGUCCGCGACGAGCCGAUCGUCAUCGCGCACUUGAAGACCAAUGGAGCCAUCAAAACGGAGGAGGACACGAACGCGACCUUCGCCAUCACACUCGUCGCGAAAGGAAGCACUAUUCACGAGGUCGAGGUGACCGGGAACCGGCUGGGUGUCGUGGACUUCGGCCGCGAGGAACACGGGAACAUACAUAAGCGGACGCGGCGCGGCGUCUGGGUCCGCGGCAACGCGACGAUGGUCAACGACGUGCUCACGUCGUUGGUCUUCGCGCCGGCUGCUGAUAGGCACGGCACCGCGUACGUCGACCUCAGUCUUGAUGGUGUCACAACAACACCGCUCCCGUGCGUCGUGCGCGCCGUCGCCGACCCUUUGGUGGUUGCGUGGGGCGAGGCCGUGCCCGGGGACUUCCUGCCUCCUCUGAUGAUCGACGACGCCGACGACGCCGACGGCCUCUUCGAGGUUCUUUUGAAGGGCGACGUCGAGGCGCCCGCCGUGCCCGGCGUUUACCAAUCCAAAACCGAGGCCGGCCUCUUACUAAAAGGCGGCCUGGCGCGGCUGCCCCUCGACCGCCUCACGGGAAAGGGAAGGGUCGAGGCGACGGUCGCGUGCGGGGACCGCUCGUCAAAAGCGACGCUCGUCGCGCACGCGUCGUCAUCCAAGGCGACGGCCCACGCGUUCGACGACGGCGGCGCCGCGGUGGUUGUUGGAAGCGAGGACGAGAGUCUCGCGUUGGACCUGCGCCUCCGGGCCGGCGGCGACCCGACCGCGGGCCUCGAGGUCGUUAUUGAAGCGGGCGUCGGGUCCCUGACGGUUGUCAAUAAACCGCCCGGCGUCGACGUUGUCGAUGACGAGUACGUCACGCUCCGCGCGAGCGCGGCGGACCUCAAUACGGGGUUAAAAGCUUUACGUUACGCGCCCCCGGAGGACUGGCACGGCACGGACCUCGUGAAUGCAACCCUUAAAGACCUCAAGGGCAACUACAUCAGCGCGCGCUCGCUGCUGGUGACGAUCGACGCUGUGGACGACGCGCCGCGGAUCACGACAAACAACUUUCAAGCUUCAACGCCGUCGACGCGCCUCGACGACGCGAUUUCUGUGGAGGACGUCGACGACGGCGGCCUCGUCCGCGUCGCCCUGACCCCGAAGCUCGGCUCUUUGACGCUCAAGCGGCCGGCGCUCGCUGGCGUGACGAUAGAAGAGGGCGCGGGGUUAAUAAUCCUGGGCGCCGCGGACCGCGUCUCGGACGCGCUGCGGCGCAUCGACUACGUCUAUCCGCGCGCGACGUCGGAAGAUGACUUGAUUGCGAUACGGGCCGCCGACGUCGACGGCCAGCUGGCCGAGGGGCUCUUUUCCGUUGAUGAAGUUGUGGUCCGGCGCCCGGAUCAAAUUAAUGGGCGGCCCGUACUCACGUUGGAGCGGUCAUCUAUAAAAGCGACGGAGGGGGACCGCGUGGCGCUGCCGCGGUGCGUCGUCGAUGAUCAUGAGGCCGCGGCCUUCUCUCAAACGGUGCACGUGGUGCUCCACGCCAUGCAAUCAAACGCGCGCUUCCUGGUCGUAGACACGGAGGGCGUCGAGGUACUGAAUGAAGACAACGUGCUGCGGCUGACGGGCACGCCCGCGCUCCUCACAGAAGUGCUCGACCGUGUGUCGGUGGCCUACCCCGCCGCGUGGUGCGGCGCCGACGUCGUGACCUACGCCGCUUCGGAUGGCGAGGGCCUGCGCGCGCGCAACGCGACGGUCGCCGUCUCCCUUGAAGCCGCGAACGACGCCCCUUUGGUAACGUUGGAGGCGUCCGACGCCACGGCGAGCGUCGGCGACGCCGUCGUCGUUGCAGCGACGUUCUCAGAUAACGACGCGAACGGCUGCGGCGACGCUAUCAUUAAAGCGACGUACACCGUCGUGCCCCCGGAUGCUGCUUCCCUCGAGGUCGACGCGCGCGGUCUCGCCGUGCACGUGACGCGCGACGACGAGAGCGUCGUGGUCGCGGGCCACCCCGCGAGCCUCUCCUCCACAAAAGUUUCGGCUGUGCCCGCCAAAGAGGGCCGUUUUGUGGUUGAGGUCGCGGCAGCAGACUCCGAGGCGGUAGCUAAAACAAAGCGCUUCGUCGUGACGGCGAACCGGCGGUCGUCGCCAGCCAAGCGCCGUCUUGAGGCGGCGCCCGCCUUCACGGGGUCGCUGGCCACGACGUUCACCGUAUCACAAGGAACCGUCGUGCACCUCGAGGCGUCGGCGGGGACGUUCGAGGGCCCCGGAGCUAAAGGCGCCGGGGCGACGUCCACGGACCUGGGCUCAUUACGCUACGUCCCGCCCGGCGAGAGUACGGGCGUGGCCCUCCUGCGGGCGUCGCUCGAUUCAGUAACCUGGGUCGAGGCCGCCGCGCGGUACGCGCCGCAAACGGGCGCGCCUUUUUCAAUCGAGGCGGCGGUGGCAUCCGUCACCACGGACGUCGGCGUGGCGGUGGCGCUGGACUUCACGCUGCGCGGCGGCGGCGAGUUCGUCGAGGUCGCUUUGGCCGGCGACGGCGUCCUGAGCGUGUCGCCGCACGCCGGCGCGCGCGUCACCGAGAACGCGACGCGCAUCGCGGGGAUGCCCGCGGCCGUCGCGGCGACGCUCUCUACUCUGAAGUUCGCACCGGCGACGGCGGGCCCCUCGAAGGUGUCGGCCGCGGUCGGCGACGUCGAGGCAUCUAUUGACGUGCGCGCCGCGGCGCCGCCCCCGCGCAUGAAAGCGAAGCACGACGGUGCGACGCGUCUCGCCGAGGACACGCCGGCCAACGUGACGGCGCUGUUCGAGUUGGUCGAUGUAGGUUACGCGCUGCCCGUCGCCGUCCGGGUGACCGCGGCCCACGGAACGAUGACCGAGACCAUCGUCAAGGGAACUAUUGAUGCCGUGCGAGCGGCGCUCUCUACCUUGGAGUACGUCCCGCCGCCGGACUUCGUCGGCGUCGAUGUUGUCGAGGCGGCCGUCGCGCUGUCGGAGGGCGUCUGGGGCGAGGCCGCGCGCACCGUCGUCCAGGUCACGCCCGUCGGCGACGCGCCUAUUGUAACGAUGGACGCCGAGAUGACGGUCGCGGGCGUUGCGCCCGUCUCACUGCAUAUAGAGGUGGCCGACGCCGACCGCGACGACGAGCUCGAAGUUGUCGUCGUCGCAUCGAACGGCACCGUCUCCUUGUCAAACCACGCCGCCGUGGCGGCCGGCGCGACCGUGAUCGACGGCCCGGAUGCGGCCUGGACCGCGCUGCCACAGUGCGGCGGCGAACCCGUUAAUGGUUCACAGGUGCGCCUCGCGGGCGACGCGGCGCGGCUGCGGCGGGCGCUCGCGGCGGUGACCUACGCGCCGCCAUCGUCCGUGGGCAUGGAUGAUGUCCGAGUCAUCGUCCGAGACGGCGAGGGGCGCUGCGCGUCCGCGUCGGCGGACGUCCGGAUCACGGCCGCGGCGUCUUCAUCAUCAACCGUUUCGCACGAGGGCGACGUGUUCAUGGAGCUGCUUGAAGAUACGACGGGAACGCUGCCUCCACUCCAGCUGGAAGGCGCCGGCGCGCUCAACGUUUCGGUCGAGGCGUCGUGCGGCGGCAUUUUUGAGCUCGAGGCCGGCGACGACGUCCGGGUUUGGAGUGAAGGCGCGGCGCUGGGGUUCGAGGCCUCUAACUCAAAAGCCGCCGCGGCCGCGCUCGCGCGCGUCGCGUUCACGCCCCCUCACAAUUUUUACGGCGGCUGGGGCGCGGAGACCUUCGAGGACGCGCGGUCCGACGCCAUCAAACGGUUCUGCCGCAGUCUGCGGGAGGACCCGCCGUCCUUCGCUUUGAAAGUGCGUUCGUCGGGCGAUAUGGGCUGGACCUCGAAGACGCUCCGCCUGAACGUCCUGCCGCAGAACGACCCGCCCAUCUUAACAAUAGACGGCGCCACGACGGCGGUCGCCGCGGACGCGGACGGGGCCGCGCCCUGGUCGCGCGUCGGGGCAGGCAUAUCGGUGAGCGACGCGGACGCGGGCCUCCUCGACGUGCGCGUCGCAUCCAAAAAAGGUGCGCUGCGCCUGUCGCCGGCGGCGACGGGCGUCGAAGUCCUGGCGACGCCCUCCACCGAGGUGAGCCUGCGCGGCCCGCCGCGGGCCGUCGAGCGAGCCUUGCGGGCCGCGCUCGAGUUCCGGCCCGCGGCGCCGGGCGUCUCGACUCUGAACGUCACGGCGCGCGACGGCGGCGGCUGCGGCGCCGGCCCCGAGGGUAUUGCGGAGGCCCAGCUGUCCGUGCGCGCCGCGGGGUCGCGCGUGGGCCUGGCCUGGGCGCCGGGCCAGGUCAACGCGACGACGGCGGACGUCGUGUCGGUCGCGCCGCGACUCUACGCGAACGGGACCCUCGCGACAAGCGCGGAAGGCGCGGUGCGGCUGGAGGUCCAGGCCACGAACGGGCGCGUGGCCCUCGGCGAGGACCGGGUCAGGUUCCGGGAGCCGCCUGUCAAGUUCCGGCUCGACGUCGAGAGCGGCCCCGCCGCGCAGAUGGAGGGCGUUGCCGAGGUCUGGACCGUCUCGACGAGGGCCGACCAUGUGUUCGGCCGCCAGCGCAUCAAGGUCGAGGCGGCGGCGUCGGGCGACGCCGCCGAGGCCCUCGGGACGGUCGCGCUCGAGAUUGGUUUGACGCACCGCAACCGGACGAGCGCCGCGUUCUUCGAGCUCGGUAGUACUGCUGAGGCGGCCCGGACGAACCUGUUGGACGCGCUGGGCGAGGUUGUUACAUUAGGCCGCGUGGACGUUUCCGUCGAGUUCUUCGGGGCGUCGAAACCGGGCUUCGGCGCCGCCGAGAUCGAGGUGACGACCUUCCAGAACGAGCCUCUCCCUCUCUUGGACAUCUCCGUGGACCGCUGCGGGCCGACGGUCGAGGACGGGACCCUGGUCGAGGGCGUGUCGCGGGCGUCGAGUUGCACCGCGCGCGUCGCCGAGAUCCAAAAAGCCACGACGACGCCCGACGUCCAGCGCAUCUCCAUCCGCGCGAACCACACGUUUGAGGGCGGCACCUUUACGCUCACGUACCGGUCGCCGACGCGGUACGAUAAACCGACGUAUGCGGACGGCGACUUCGAGACGCGGCCUUUACAAUACAACGCGACGAUCUACGAAGUGCGGGACGCGCUCGAGCAGCUGCCCGGCGUGGGAUUGGUCGACGUCCAGCGCAUCGCGCGCGACGCGCGCAUACCCCUCGCGAACUACUUCUGGUGCACCGCGCGCGAGAACACGGACGCGCCGACGCUGACGGCGGCGCCCACGUUCAACACGCUGGAACCGUCGGCCAAGCCCUCCCAGAAACCGUCGCACUCUCAAGCGCCGACGUACCGCACGCUCCAGCCGACCCCGGGCCCGUCGGAGACGCCCACGUCGCUGCCCACGCAGCUCCCUUCGCCUCUACCGACGGAGCUGGACGUGGACUGCGACUUCUACGCCGUGGAGAACGCCUGGCAGGUCACGUUCUGGACCGUCGAGGGGCGCGCGCCGCUGCUCGUGGUCAAGCACACCGAGGGGGCUUCGGAAGAGGGCUACGAACGGUGCCCCGAGUGCGAAUACGCUACGAAAGGUGCCCCGAGGGACGCCGUGGGCCCCUUCUACCACGAGCGCUACAAGAACGUCAGCGCGACGAACACGCUGUGCUGCCAGAAACUCCGGCCCGCCUGGGACGCGCGCAUCGCCGCGGAGGCCGGCGUCGAGCGGGCCGUCGUCGUGAAGACGCAGGAGGCCUCAAUACCGCUCGGGGGCGAGCUCGCGCUGCGCUGGGGCGACCGCACCACUUCCUAUGUGUCGGCGACGCGCGCGCCGGCCGGCCACCUCAAGAGCGCCCUCGAGGCGCUGGACCCCUCGACGCGCGGCGGCAUCAAAGUGGAAAGGCUGUCGCGGACGGCCGAGGGCGCGGCGGCGUGGAGCCUGACCUUCGCGAGCCGCUUCGGGGCCGUCGGACCCAUAGGCGUCGACGAAACGAGGUUAGAGGGCGGCCGGGCCGUCGCGCGCCUCGACACGCGGGGCCGGGCGCCGCGCGACGUGGGCGUCUAUGCCCUGCGCGUGUCCCAGGGCAUGGCCCAGGACGGGUUCAGCGCGGCGACGCAGCCCAUCUCGGCGUCGGCGGCGCCGGCGGACGUGGCGGCGGCGCUCGCGGCCGCGGCGGAGGCGGCCGGGAUUGCCUCGUUCAACGCGACGGUCGAAACGGCUCCGAAGCUACGGGCCGCGACGCUGGCGGGGUAUGUGGUCGAAAUAGGCGGUGGGGAUGGCGAGCGCCCCGUGGUAGCUGUCGAGAGCACGCGGGGCCUGCGGAAGGGCGUCGACGUCGUGCUCACGGCAAGUGACGGUUGGCCGCAACGGGCCUACGCCGUCGCCGUCGACGCGCGCGUACCCGAUCCUAUCACGGAAGUGCAGCUCCUAAGGUGUGCGCGGUCGCACGCGGACUCUGAGGAUGAGACCUUCACGUUGACGUUCCAGGGCCUCGAGAGCCCUCCCAUCAAGUUGGGCGCGGCGCCGACGCCGGCCGUACUCCCGGCCUGCCUGGGAACCCUACCUGCCUGCCGGGGCGACGGGUCGACGCUCCUGGAAAUCCUCCAGGGUUGGCUCGUGGGCGAGGGCGUCAUUGACACUAAGGACGGCGUCGCUGUCGAGGGGGGCGAUCGGCUCUGCGCCGGCCCCAUCAACUGUCUCACAAAUGAAUGCACCAAGGCCCAGAACGCGACGCUCUACGGGGGCUGGGGCCUGCGCGCGCCGGCCGAGACGCGGAUCCGCGUGCCGGGCCUGGCGGGCGACGUCGAGCCCUUCGCGGCGCGGACGACAUACACGUCCCUGAAUCCGUGGAACCGCGGGCCGGGCCUCACGAACGGCACCUUUGUGACGAUUACGGAGGAGCUCCGGGGCCUCGCGCCGCUCGUGGCCGAGGUCCAGACCGUCGAAACGUCCGCGACCCCGACCGAGGCGCCCACCUUCGAGACGGAGGCGCCGACGUUCGAAACGGAGGCGCCGACCUACGGAACGGGCGUGCCUUCGCAGCAACCGACCGUGAUGGACACUUCAGGAAUCCACGGCGUCUUCCGCCUGGGGUUCCGGGGCGCCGCGACGAUUCCGCUGCCGCACGACGCCUCGGCGCGACAGAUGGAGGACGCGCUCAACGCGCUCGGCACGAACGUGACCGUGACGCGCGUCGCGCUUGGUACGAACAGCUACCGCUGGCGCGUGACCUUUGCGGCGGGCGGCGGCGACCUGCCCCUCCUCUCGAACCCGUCGGCGACCUGUGGCGACUCCGGCGCGGAGGAGUGCCACCUGCGCGUCGGCGAGGCGUUUUCGUCCUUAGUGGAGCCGCCGUACGGCCGGCCCGCCUCCGUCACGAUCACUGAGGUGCGACGCGGCGCAGCGUCGGUCUGGGGCUCGUUCCGCCUGCGGGCGACGCCGCCGUUCCGGCGCGGCGCCGCGACGUCGGACCUCAGGGUGGACGUGGGGCCCGUGGCCCUGGAGGCGUCUCUGAGAAGGCUGCCCGGCUGCGCGGCGGCGACCGUCUCCAUGAGAAACGCGUCGUACUGGGUCGUCGACGGCCUCGACGACGGCGUGGCCCUCGCGGUAGACGCGGAUCAACUCAAAAGUAGCGUCGACUGCGCGACGUGCACCGAAAGUACCUGGGCCGGCUGCGCGGAUUGUAUCGAUCCCACGGUCAACGUGCGCCGGCUCGUUGAUCAUGCCGUCGUGACGGGCGCGCCGGACGCCGUCGCGGCCGUCCUCUCGAAGGCGACGUACGUCCCCGAGGUCGCUUCGGUGAAAGGCGGCCUCGGGCGCGUCGCCUACGAGGUGACGAGCGGUGAAGCCUCCUCAAAAGUCGAGGGGCGCGUGUUCGUCGAGGCGACGGCGACGCCGCCGUCGCUCGAGGCGCCCGCGGUCGCGUUCGCUGACGAGGGGCGCCGCGCGCCCAUCGACGGCAUCGCAACGCGUGGGACGCGGGCGGCCGUCACCCUCGAGGCGGACGGCGGUAUUUUAUCAGUAGCGCCCGUGCGAGGCGCCGCCGUGGCCGAGGACGGCCCGAGCGUAUCUAUCAAUGGGCCCUCCGACCGAGUCAACGCCGCCCUGGCGACGUUGACCUACGAGGCGCCUCCUUCAUAUCAUUCCGACCGCCUCGCCAGGGAAGUGCAGGUGGUCCGGGCCUACGCGCCGCCCUCCCUUUUUAUGUUUGCCGUGCGGACCUGGGCCACGGGCAACGCGUUGGUUGACGGGACCUUCACGCUUCGUUUGAACUGCGACUACCUGAUCGACGACGUGAAGGAGGCCAUCAUCCUUCAUCAUGGAACCAAGAACGGCAGCCGCUUCGAUCCCGUGCACCCGAACGCGUCGAUGGGCCUCGCCGGCGUCUACGCGCGCGUCGAGCGGCGCCUCGCGAACCGGACCGUCGACAUUACUAUCGACGCGGACGCCGCGGCGCGCGGUGCGGGCGCCGCGCGGGACGCCGGCGGGGACGCGGAGGAUAUCAGAAGAGGCGAUGGCGGCAACAAGCACAACGUCUCGUUCGAGGGCAAGCUGCGCGAGGGGUUCGAUGCCUGCGCGCGCGACGCGUUGACCGUGGCCGGCGCCCAGGCCGAGUUCGACGACUGGCUCGUGGCGAAGCCGAAUGUGACGAGCUUCUUCGGGCAGGUGCUCGGCGUGAGCGUUAUUCGGGCCCCCGUCGACAUGGACGCGUGCGUGCGGCGCGGCCUCCAGCACGCGUGCGGCUACGACUGGGAGGUGACCGUCGCCGGCGCACCAUCAAGCUUCCGGGCGCCCGCCGUAGUGCGGGACGGGAGCAAUAAACCAGUUGGCAUGACCGUGAAACAAAAGUUCGCGGCGUCGUGCGGGGCGGGAGAGUGCAACCUCGCCAUGGCCGCCGACGCGACGAGCGACGUGUCCGUGCGGACGACGCGCCGGAGCGUCGCCGCCGCCAGCGAGCUGACGCUGGCCUUCGCGGGCGCCUCGACGCCGCCGCUGCGCGCGGAUGCGAGCGCUUCUGUUAUUGAAGCGGCGCUCGGCGCGCUGCCGACGGUCACGGGCGUGCGCGUGGCCCGGGACGACGAAGCCGCGCGCCGCGACGGCGGCCGUGCCUGGGCUGUGGAAUUCGACCACCUCGGGCCCCAACCGUUGCUGCGAGCGACGGCGACGGGCGGCGCGGCCGUCGUCGUGUCGCGCAAGCGCGCGGGCGCGGCAACUUUUAAAAGAAUCACGGCGCGCGUCGAGGGCGGCAACGCGGAGGUUAUCGAGGUGGUGGUCCGGCCCAAGGUCAAGGCGCCCAAGCUGCGCCUCGCCGCUGCAGAGGUCGUGGCGGGUCGUGAGGAUGAGGUGGUCGCGGGUCUGUUCGGCGGCGUCGAGGUGGAGGCGGCUGGCGUCGUGGCCGUCGAGGCGGCGUGCGAGCGGGGACCUUGUGCGUUCCUGGUGCCCACGCACGACGGCGUCGAGGCCGUCUUGGCGGCAAACUCGGUGCGCCUGCGCGGCGUUGGUCCGAGCAUUCAGAGGGUGCUGCGGAAUACUUCACUGAUACCGGGUGCUGAUGUUGAUGGUGUUGAUGUCGCGGUGCUCUCGGUGGCCGAGGGCAACAGCGUGUCGCGCGCGUUCUUGCUCGAGGCCGUCAACGACGCGCCCUCGAUCGACGCGGGGCCAUUAGGCGAGCACCUGGAGCUGCCGCGGCGGCGGGUCCUGCUCAACGGGUUCGUUGUGAGUGACGUGGACGAUGACACGUUGCUGCUCACGCUGGCGGCCGCGCGCGGCACGCUGACCAUGGCGCGGGCGGCAAGGCGAACGCUUGCUCGGUGGAGUGCGGGCGACGGCGACGGCCAGCACGCAAAACUCGAGGCGCGCGGCGCCGUUGAGGCAUGGAACAAUGCGCUAAAUUACGUGGAGUACGAACCGCCCGCCGACGACGUCGAUGACGUCGUCACGCUGACGGCGGCCGACAAUGCUUCGUCAGUGACACAGACAGUCUCCAUCAGCGUCACGGGCGCGGCCUCUUGCGCCGCCCGCAUGCUUCUCAAGGCGCAGCGAAAGUUCGCGGCGCUCGUGCGCCCAGACGCCGUGGGGGCAGCUCUCGAGGCUAAGGUAGUGACGGAGGGCGCUGUGGUGUCGCUGGACUUCUCGCUCGACGCGCCCUGUGGGAGGCAAGCGCGGUUUGUGGCCGUCGUUGCGCCCGAGAGCGGCCGCGUACGCCCGGCGGACGCCGUCGAUUUGAGCUUCGCUAGCUUCGAUGAUCUUGCGAAGGGUGCGAUGCGGAUAGAGGCGGAAACGGCCGGCGCACUCGAGAAGGCGCUCGGGCUGCUCGUCUACGAGCCGCCGCGCGACGUCGACGGCAUGGUGUCCAUGACGGUCGCCGUCGAGGCGACGGGCGGCGACGCGACGGGCGUGCUCGAAACGGAGUGGUGGUUCCGUAUUGAAUCAAGGGAUGACGCGCCUACUGUAAGUGUGGAUGUCUUCGACGACACCUUAAUAGUGGACGCGGUCGUCGCGCGCGCCGGCGCUUCUACGGACGUCGUCGCGGCCGAGGCGGCGUCGACGACUGGUCCCGCGUUCGCCAAGGGCGCCUGGAGCGUCGAGGACGAGGCGGACUUUGUCAGCGUGGCCGUGGAGGUCGCGGGCGACGUGGCGCUCUUCCUGAGCGUCGAGGAGGGCUGCCGGCGGGACGCCUGCGGCGCUUUGCAUUUUGGGAAUGGGACAAGGAGCGGCAGAUCGUUUUCCUUCGCGGCGAGUCCGUCCGACGCGAUGAAGGCUCUGGACGCGCUGCGCGUCGUGGCCGUCGCCGACGACUGCUGGCGCGCGCGCGACGACGCCGCGGCCGACAAAGCCAGGGCGGGCGCGCUGACCGUCUCCGUCGAAGACGCGGGCGGGCAGCGGGCGACGCGGACCGUGCAAAUUUCCGCGCGGCCACCGCGGCCAGGCGCGCUUUCUGUGGCGGCCUCGGGCGGCGUGGUGGAUGUAGCCGAGGACGGCCGCGCGUUGAUCAGCGGCGUCAGCGUCGCCGGCGGGCUCGGGACGGUCGAUGGGUGUGGGGACAACGAGGUGGUGACGGUGCAGAUCUCGGCGCGGUCCGGCCGUGUCGGCUCCGUGGGGAACUUCGUGGGCGUCGUCGUGGACCGCGUCGGUUCUGCGCUGCGCUUGCGCGGGCCGCGGAAGGCGGUUCAGGGGGUUCUUGAUUCUUCGUUGCCCUCGGUGGCGACGUCGUAA
Pelagomonas calceolata is the source of this 12393-nucleotide messenger RNA. NCBI's taxonomy places the organism in Eukaryota, Pelagophyceae, Pelagomonadales, Pelagomonadaceae. The record is from the annotation of a GenBank genome assembly.